UUCAAAGUCCGAGAGAGAGAGACGAUACGGUUACAGUACCAUAGCAAAUGGAAAAAGCAAUGGAGACGGAGCAAACUGAGCCGCAACCCAUGUCCAAGAACGCUAAGAAGAAGCUCCUGAAGCAGCAGAGAUACGAAGCGAAGAAGGCGGAGAAAAAGGCCUUUGAGAAAGAGCAGAAGAAGAGAGAGGUCGAGCGAAAGAGAAAAGAAUGGGAUGAGAAAUUGGCGAGUUUGAGCCAGGAGGAAAGGGAAAAGCUGAUCGAGGAAAGAAAAGAGCUGCGGAAAGAACGAAUGGAAAAGCGGUCAGAAGAAAGGGAAAGGAAAAUCGAGAAACUCAACGAAGCGAAAAGUAAUGGCCAGAAUGUUGUUAUUGAUCUCGAAUUCAUGCAUCUGAUGAACUCUUCUGAGCUCAAUAGCCUCGUUCAACAGAUUAUGUAUUGUUAUGCCGAAAACAGCAGAUGUGCUUCUCCGGCCCAUCUUUGGUUGACCAGCUGUGUUGGAGAAAUGCAAAAUCAUCUCCAGCGACUCCCUGGAUAUGAUAAAUGGGUAAUUGAGAAGGAGGAUCGGUCUUAUAUUGAAGCAUUUCAAGAUCAGAAAGAAAAGUUAGUAUAUCUCACAGCGGAUUCUGAAAAUGUGCUGAAUGAACUGGAUCCAAAGGCAUUAUAUAUCAUUGGUGGGUUGGUGGAUCGGAACAGGUGGAAAGGAAUAACUAUGAAGAAAGCAGAAGAGCAAGGGAUUCAAACUGCAAAACUCCCAAUAGGGGAUUAUCUGAAGAUGUCUAGUUCUCAGGUCCUUACAGUGAAUCAAGUAGUCGAGAUAAUCCUCAAGUUCUUGGAAGCAAAAGAUUGGAAGAAUUCAUUCUUUCGAGUCAUUCCUCAAAGGAAAAGAUGUGAUGCUGACUUGGGAGACUGUGAUGGAGAGAUAGAAGGGAAUGAUAGUGGUGAAGAGAAAGAUGCAAAAGAGAUUGGAAUCAUAGAAGGUGAAGAUGUUGAAAAUAAAGAUGAUCUAAAGAUAAAAAGGCGAUGCAUUGAAACUUAGAAAUGGUUAGUGUAUCUUAUUAUGAAUCAAUUUGUCCUUCCCUUUUUGAUAUUGAGAAGUAAGCAGUUCAAGCGCAUGAUAUGUGACACCAAAAUCCAGAAGGCGCUUACCAUAAAGAGAGACCGGUUUGCUAGAUUUUGACUCAAUACUUAUAUCUAGGGGAGAAGAAAACUUGGUUCCUCACUAAUUCAUGUUUUUGAUUUCUGGUAUGUGAGACAGAAUUGUAAUCUGAGGAGAAUGUUUUUCCUCAUAUUUUUCACACCUUUAUCUUGAGCAAAGAUUUCUCCACAUGGCAAAAUUUUGAAGGUGCUUAAUAUUUCGUGUUUGACCUUA
This is a messenger RNA of Olea europaea var. sylvestris, 1370 nucleotides long. RefSeq names its product tRNA (guanine(9)-N1)-methyltransferase. The record is from RefSeq and is a predicted model, not a curated record. Gene Ontology annotation, cellular component: nucleus. The coding region runs from base 48 to 1037 and encodes 329 amino acids. Gene Ontology annotation, biological process: tRNA N1-guanine methylation. The transcript is spliced from 3 exons. NCBI's taxonomy places the organism in Eukaryota, Viridiplantae, Streptophyta, Magnoliopsida, Lamiales, Oleaceae. Gene Ontology annotation, molecular function: tRNA binding.